ACUUAACUCAGCGUCCUCGCUCUAAGUUCAGUGUCCGAAGCAACACAAGCAGAUUAGAGCUACUCAUACUUCAUCAAGCUUCGAUCUUGAACCAAAGUUCUAGAUUAAAUUAAAAAAGGCUAUGCAGAUAACUGUGAAAAUACUGAAUGGCCAAGAAGUGCGUCUAGAGGUCUCUGCAAGUGAUCAGAUCUCGCUGGUAAAAAGACAAGUUUCUGAAAAGCUUGAGAUUCCCGUGGUACAACAGAGAUUGAUUUUUAGAGGAAAAACUUUAGCAGACUCUUCCACUUUACGAGAACAUCACAUUGUCGAUGGAAGCAAACUUCACUUAUCCGUGAAGAAACAAACUGAUGGAGCCAGCAGUGGAAAUACUAGUGAAUUUUUUAGAUUACUGAGAGAUUUUCUCCGAGGCCAUUUUAGUGAGCAGGAAUCUGAGCAAGUGAUGCAAAAAUUCAAGGAGGAUUUCAAGACAUGGGUUUGGUCUCUCAGCCUUGAAGACAUUGAGCGAAUGGCAGCUCUUCAUUUGAGAGAGGCCUCUGAUGAACAAUGACCCAGCCUUAACUGCCCCCACCCCCUCCCAUUAUCCCCAGUAGUC
Messenger RNA from Stylophora pistillata, 592 nucleotides. RefSeq names its product ubiquitin-like protein 4A. NCBI's taxonomy places the organism in Eukaryota, Metazoa, Cnidaria, Anthozoa, Scleractinia, Pocilloporidae. Gene Ontology annotation, biological process: post-translational protein targeting to endoplasmic reticulum membrane; tail-anchored membrane protein insertion into ER membrane. The record is from RefSeq and is a predicted model, not a curated record. Gene Ontology annotation, molecular function: protein-folding chaperone binding. Gene Ontology annotation, cellular component: BAT3 complex.